UUUGUUUGUUUCGCCGCGGAUGGGUUGAUUGUUUUGUAGAACCGGACGUUGACGUCAAUAAUAAAUAUUGUUAUUGGAAUACCGCUGGUGGCACUUAAAGAAUAGGGUCGACGCGUUUUGUUGCGCAGUGUGGCGGGGCAAUUGUUUUGAAUUUCCUGGAGUGUCCGUGGACGCGUUUUUUCGAGUCUUGCUUCCGGGGCAUGUUCCCGUGUAAAAUCGGCCGGUUGCUAUUUGGUUUUUGCCGUUUGCGUUUCUAAUUAGCGGACUAUUAGCCGAUUCAUCGUCUCACCGGACCUACUUUAUCAGCGAUAUAAACAUUUGCAUUAAUAAACGAUAAGAGAUAAAGUCAGAUAACGGAAUAAUUCGAGGGAAGGUACUCCUUUUCCACGAUCAUAAUAUUUUGAUAUAAUUGUGUCUAAAAGUGUCAAUAUGAAUUUUUUCGACAACUGUCGUCGAGACAUGACCAGAUACACCAACGCGGACUUUGCCGAUGAUGACAGUGUUAACAGCGUCACCCUAAACGAAAGAAUCAGUACAAGUGCAACCCACAUAAGGUACCAUGCGGGUAGCACCAUGUGGAAGCCCAGAUCCCCUCUAGAGAAAGCGUUACUUCUGUUGGUAGCUGUUUUAUUAUUCGUGAUAUUCACGUUGGCUGCUAUACUGCAUAUAGCAGAGCACAAACUCCAAGAUGCGAAGGUUAUCCAAGUGGAGACGGAUUUCUCUAAGCCUUGCCUCAACGCGAGCUGCGUGCAUAUAGCCAGUAACAUCCUGGAGGCCAUGGACUCCUCCUUCGAUCCUUGCGAAGACUUCUACUCCUAUUCCUGUAAUGGUUGGGUGAAAGCAAACCCUAUACCUGAUGGUAAAAGCACCUGGGGCACCUUCCAGAAGUUAGAACAGCAGAACCAACUGGUGAUCAAGCACGUUUUAGAGCAACCAAUGGAAACGUUGAAGUCCAAGGCCGAGCAGAAGGCUAAGAUGUACUACGAGUCUUGCUUGGACACUAACGACACCGUAGAGACUCUCGGAAAUAAACCGAUGCUGGAUCUGUUGAGGAGGAUCGGUGGUUGGAACGUCACGGACAGCGGUUUUAACAUACUCACUUGGACUCUGCAGAAUAUCACCCAGACUGUACAAAACAAGUAUAACAUUGGUGCCCUUUUCUCUUACGCCGUCAACGAAGACGACAGAAACUCCUCCCGUCACAUAUUGCAGAUAGACCAGAGCGGUCUUACUUUACCGACCAGAGAAAAUUAUUUGAAUAAAACCGAACAGCAUGAGAAGGUGCUGAAGGCUUACUUGGAGUACAUGACAAAGGUCGGGGUUCUGUUGAACGGUGAGGAGAACUCUACCAGAGCCCAAAUGAAGGCUGUGAUAGAAUUCGAGACUAAGCUGGCCAAUAUCACGACACCCAGCGAGUUGAGGAGGGACGAGGAGUCCAUUUACAACCUGAUGACUAUAGCCGAGUUGCAAGAUAGGGCACCAUUUAUAGACUGGCGCAAGUUCUUCGAAGACGCCAUGAGGAUAGUUAACAAAAAAAUCACAAGCAAGGAACAGAUUGUGGUUUACGCCCCUGAAUACCUCGGAAACCUAACCGAGCUAAUCAAGGAAUACAACAGCACCUCUGAGGGCAAAAUAGUUCUAAACAAUUACAUGGUAUGGCAAACCGUAAGGGUAUUCGCCAUGUGUCUGUCCAAAGACUUCAGGGAUGCCUACAAGGGCUUAAGAACGGCCUUGAUGGGCUCGGAGGGGGGAGAAGAACCGCAGUGGAGGUACUGCAUUCAAGACACUAACACGGUGCUCGGUUUUGCUAUCGGCGCCAUCUUUGUCCGUGAGGUCUUCCAUCAGGAUUCCAAGAUCCAGGCUGAGGUGAUGAUCAACAACGUGAGGAACGCUUUCAAGAAAAAUUUCAGUAACUUGAAGUGGAUGGACGAAGAGACCAGGAAGGUUGCCAUUGCCAAGGCUGAUGCUAUAUCGGACAUGAUUGGGUACCCGGAAUUCAUCAAGGACAUGAACCAACUGGACGAGCGGUUCGAGAACCUCUCUGUACGGAAUGACACCUAUUUCGACAACAACAUAAACAUAAACUACUUCAACCUGAAGAAAAUGUUGGAAAAGAUAAACGAACCCGUCAAUAAAACGACUUGGAGCAUGGCGCCUUCCACGGUGAACGCCUACUACACGCCGACCAAGAACCAGAUGGUGUUCCCGGCGGGUAUCCUGCAAAACCCUUUCUAUGAUCCCAAUUUCCCCCCCAGUCUGAAUUACGGUGGCAUGGGGGUCGUGAUGGGACACGAGCUGACCCACGGGUUCGACGACCAAGGCAGGCAGUUCGACAAGUACGGCAACCUGAACCACUGGUGGAAGAACAAGACCAUCGACAAGUUCAAACAGAGGACCAAGUGCGUCGUGGAUCAAUAUAAUAAGUACAAAAUCAAUGGGAAAAACAUUAACGGGAACCAAACACUGGGUGAAAACAUUGCCGACAACGGUGGACUAAAAGCAGCCUACCACGCCUACCUAGAAUUGACCAAAAGCCAAUCAGAACCUCCAGCACUGCCCGGAAUCAAGCUCAGUCACCGCCAGCUAUUUUUUGUCGCUUUUGCACAGGUGUGGUGUUCGGCAGUGACGAAAGAGGCCACGAACCUUCAGAUAGAAAAGGACUCCCACUCUCCAGCCCAAUACCGUGUUAUUGGGGCCCUGAGCAAUCUCAAGGAGUUCUCGCAGGAAUUCAAGUGCAAAGCGGGCUCGAAAAUGAACCCAAGGAACAAGUGCGAGGUCUGGUAAGAGAGCCGGCCGACACACUGAGCUUAGUUUCUUAAUGUAUUUAAGUGACAGUCUGUUAAGUAAAGAGAUGUUACCAUCAAAGUGUGUGAUAUCUCUGUUUAAAUUGAUGUAUCUUUAAUUAUUGUUGUUGCAGCUUUGUUAAUACUUUUAUUCGGGAAUUGGAAACAUGAGUUUUACUUUUGCCAUGUUUUUUCGUUUGGUGUUUGACUCUGAUAACAAAAUUUUAUUAUUACAAUAUUUUUUAGUCUAGGGCCUGUACUGAAGGCUGCAUUUCGUUUUCAUACUAGGUGACCUCCGAUACAGGACGAAGCAUAGAAACAUAUUUGGUUACAAAAAAUAUUUUUGUUUACAUUUUUGUUUUUUGUUAACUAACAUUCUUCGAAGGCCACUUGUACACCAAGACAUGUUUGGAAAGCCAUUCAUUCAAGUCGUCAUUUUAAAAAGUGCGCCCCUAAAUUAUGUCGUGCGUACAAUUCGUUUUUACUGUUAACUACUACUAGAAAAUUGACCAAAAUUUUAAUAGUAGGUAAUUUUCGGGCCUAAUCUAAGUGUCCAUAGGAUUUGAACAGGACGUGUGCUAAAUACUUACAUACAGCCUAUUAAAAAUUGAAUAUGAAGUUCUUUUAUAAAGAAUCGAUUACCUGUGGCUUAUUUGUAAUAUUUACAUCAAUUGUAAUAUCACUAUGGUACUGGAAACGAGUACUUUGUACGUGUUAUAAUAUAUACAUAUAUAUCGCAAGGCGUUUGGGUCCUAACAGAAUCAACCCGACCGCCUUGGAUUUUUUUUUAUAGAUUAAGGGUGGUUUAUUUUAUAUUAGCGUGUACCUGAUUUCUUCCUAAAGUAGUUAUUUUUAAUUUAAAGUCAUUACAGCUAAAAUUAACCCAUUUUUUAUGUAUUUUGUCGGUUGUACGUAUUUUGUCAGUGUUUAAAAAAAAUAACUAUUUUUCUAGAAUAUUUAAAAUAAUUUGAGUAUUAUUUCAUGUCAUUUAAGACGAAAUCAUACUGUAACCAGUUUUUUACAUAAAUCACCAAUUUGAAGUUGUUCGGGGUCAUGGCGUGUGUCUACUGAAAGGGUUGUAGAUUUAACCUAAAAACAAGUCACGGCCCCGAUGAUGGCUUUUUAUAUAAAUGAUUUAGAUUAUAGUAUUGCUAUAUCCCAGUUACUCCCCCAUAGGUUUACAUUUGGAACCUCCAUAUCAGUCUAUUCAUAUUUAUGUGACUAUUUGUAACCCCUGGGUUCAGAACAGAACGUUUUGUGUACACUGUGUAUAUUUUUUACUGUGAUAAAGAAGUAAAUGUAAAUAUUUAGAUUAA
Anoplophora glabripennis (Asian longhorned beetle) is the source of this 4099-nucleotide messenger RNA. RefSeq names its product endothelin-converting enzyme homolog. The transcript has 15 exons. The record is from RefSeq and is a predicted model, not a curated record. Gene Ontology annotation, molecular function: metalloendopeptidase activity. Bases 430 to 2784 code for a protein of 784 amino acids. Gene Ontology annotation, biological process: protein processing. NCBI's taxonomy places the organism in Eukaryota, Metazoa, Arthropoda, Insecta, Coleoptera, Cerambycidae. Gene Ontology annotation, cellular component: plasma membrane.